GUUGACUCUCAGACGCUCAACAGGUGCGCAACUCUGCUAACGCAGUAGGCUGUCCUGGCCAAAGGGUGGUGCUGUGAGUCGCCUCCAGCCUCCGGGCGAUCCCGAAAGCUGCACCUUCUCCCCCUGAGCUGCAGAGGGCGCGCGUGAGGCAUCGGGCGCUCAGGACCCCGCGGGAGCUCAGCGAGGGGCGGGCGGCCACGGAGUGAGGCCGGGGCGGGGUCGGGUGUGGGGCGGACGUGGGGCGGGGUUGGCCGGGGCCAAAAGCAGGGUGCAGGGCAGGCGUGGGGCGGGGCCGGGCGCGGAGCGCGGGGCGGGGCCGGGCUGCUGGUAGCCUGCCUGCCGCAGUCCGAGCUCCGCGCUGGGAAGAGCGGGUGUUUGAAGGCUCCGCGGACCGGCACUAGGAGCCGAGGGCGGGUCCGUGACCCUCCGGCUGCUCGGAGCGAACAGGCGGCCAGGAAAGAAGCGGGCCUAAACACCAUGAUCCCUUUGGAGAAGCCAGGCAGCGGCGGCUCCUCCCCAGGCGCCACCUCAGGCUCGGGCCGGGCCGGCCGGGGUCUGAGCGGGCCGUGCCGGCCGCCGCCGCCGCCCCAGGCCCGCGGGCUGCUGACAGAGAUCCGCGCCGCGGUGCGCACCGAGCCCUUCCAGGACGGCUACAGCCUGUGCCCGGGCCGGGAGCUGGGCAGGGGGAAAUUUGCAGUGGUGAGAAAAUGUAUAAAGAAAGAUUCUGGGAAAGAAUUUGCUGCAAAAUUCAUGAGAAAAAGAAGAAAAGGCCAAGACUGUCGGGUGGAAAUAAUUCAUGAGAUUGCUGUACUUGAGCUAGCACAGGACAAUCCUUGGGUCAUUAAUUUACAUGAAGUUUAUGAGACUGCAUCAGAAAUGAUCUUAGUUCUGGAAUAUGCUGCUGGGGGUGAAAUCUUUGACCAGUGUGUUGCAGACAGAGAAGAAGCCUUUAAAGAAAAAGAUGUUCAAAGACUUAUGCGACAGAUUUUAGAAGGUGUUCACUUUUUACACACUCGUGAUGUAGUUCAUCUUGAUUUGAAGCCUCAGAAUAUUCUGUUGACAAGCGAAUCUCCACUGGGUGACAUUAAGAUUGUUGAUUUUGGCCUUUCAAGAAUAUUGAAGAACAGUGAAGAGCUCCGAGAAAUUAUGGGUACCCCUGAAUAUGUGGCUCCUGAAAUUCUUAGUUAUGAUCCUAUAAGCAUGGCAACAGAUAUGUGGAGCAUUGGAGUGUUAACAUAUGUCAUGCUUACAGGAAUAUCACCUUUCUUAGGCAACGAUAAACAAGAAACAUUCUUAAACAUCUCACAGAUGAAUUUAAGUUAUUCUGAAGAAGAAUUUGAUGUUUUGUCUGAGUCGGCUGUUGAUUUCAUCAGGACACUUUUAGUUAAGAAACCUGAAGAUCGAGCCACUGCUGAAGAAUGUCUAAAGCACCCCUGGUUGACACAGAGCAGUAUUCAAGAGCCUUCUUUCAGGAUGGAAAAGGCACAAGAAGAAGCAAAUGCCCUCCAAGAAGGUCAUUCUGUGCCUGAAAUUAAUUCAGAUACCGACAAAUCAGAAACCGAAGAAUCCAUUGUAACCGAAGAGUUAAUUGUAGUUACUUCAUAUACUCUAGGACAAUGCAGACAGUCUGAAAAAGAGAAAAUGGAGCAAAAGGCCAUUUCCAAACGAUUUAAAUUUGAGGAACCUUUGCUACAAGAAAUUCCAGGAGAAUUUAUCUACUGAGCAGUAUUUCCCUUUAGAACUUUAAGAUUUCUACAUUGAAAAUGUUAAUAUUAUUUAUGGACCGCUGGCCAAAUGGUACAUGUACUGGAAGUGGAUAACCAGUAUCACUUACACAAACAAAAAUAACUUUGUCAAAUUUGUGGAGUUAGGUGGAAGCCAGAUUUUAAAAGUUGCCAACCAGGAGAUUUAACAGGUACAGUUACCCGUUUCAAUGUUAUUUUUAAGAAGGGAGAUGUUGGCACCUUUUAAUUCUACAUCCUAUUUCUCCAGAAUGAGAAUUUGUGUACAAAGAUAUUUGUAUUCACUUUCUUUAAAAAAUCCAAGUAAAAGUGCCAAAACUACA
This is a messenger RNA of Symphalangus syndactylus (siamang), 2065 nucleotides long. It is a transcript of the gene STK17A, whose product is annotated as serine/threonine kinase 17a. NCBI's taxonomy places the organism in Eukaryota, Metazoa, Chordata, Mammalia, Primates, Hylobatidae. Gene Ontology annotation, molecular function: protein serine/threonine kinase activity; ATP binding. Gene Ontology annotation, cellular component: nucleus. Gene Ontology annotation, biological process: positive regulation of apoptotic process; protein phosphorylation; intracellular signal transduction. The record is from RefSeq and is a predicted model, not a curated record.